Messenger RNA from Auanema sp. JU1783, 1788 nucleotides. The record is from the annotation of a GenBank genome assembly. Lineage: Eukaryota; Metazoa; Nematoda; Chromadorea; Rhabditida; Rhabditidae.
AUGUCUGGAGGCAUAAUCACUACAGACGCAGUUCAAGACGCCCUGCAUCGCGCAAAAGAUAGGAUAGAGCUCGCCGCUGUCGAUACUCAUACUUCACUCAAGCGAACACUAGAGGACGAUAUUGAUCAACUCCCUGCUAAGAGGGCAAACGUCGAGGGAAUGGACGGUACAGGGCUUGUUCAAAUGGGAGGUGCCUAUAUGCAAAUGACUGGUAACCCCAACGAAACUAUUGUCGAGACUAUUAAUAUUCCCGGCAACACUGUAGGUCUUGUUAUUGGUAGAGGAGGAUCAGAAAUUCAAAAUAUUCAAGCACAGUCCCAAUGUAAGGUACAGAUGAGUCCUGAAAAUGAACCAGGCUCAGGAAUUAGGCAGUGUACUCUUCAAGGAAAUAAGAUGGCCGUCGAGAGAGCCAAGCAAUUAAUUAAUGACGUAAUCGCCAGAGCUAACAACCGUCAAGCAACUGGAAUGGCCAGUUACGAUGGUGGCGAUGGAAGAACUGUCACUUUCGAAAUGAUUAUCCCUGCAACGAAAUGUGGCCUCAUUAUUGGAAAGAAUGGUGAUACCAUCAAGCAAUUACAGGAACAAGCCGGAUGCAAGAUGGUCAUGAUUCAGGAGUCUCAAGAGGUCACCGGUCAAGCUAAGCCCUUGAGGAUUACCGGAGAUGUAGAAAAGGUCGAAACUGCUAAACGUUUAGUUCUUGAUUUACUUAACUCUCGUGAAGAUAAUGGUGGUGUUGGAGGUGUUAGACCCCAAUACACCAGUGAUGCUCCAACUGCUAAAGGAGAGGUUGUUGUCCCAAGAUCUAGUGUUGGAAUGAUUAUUGGUAAAGGAGGUGAAACCAUUAAGCGUUUAGCUAUGGAAACUGGAACUAAGAUCCAAUUCAAGCCUGAUGAUGAUCCAAGCUCUCCUGAUCGUUGUGCUGUUAUAAUGGGAACAAGAGAUCAAAUCUACAAGGCUACUGAAUUAAUCACGGAAUUGGUUCAUAAGAGCUGCAAUGGCGGAGCUGGAGCCAACACUGGAACCAACGAAGUUUUCUACAUGCAUGUUCCUGCCAACAAAACGGGAUUAGUUAUCGGAAAAGGUGGUGAGACCAUCAAACAGAUUAACGCUGAGAGUGGUGCCCACUGCGAACUUUCUCGUGAUCCUCCACCAAAUGCUCAAGAGAAGGUUUUCAUUAUCAAGGGAACAUCUUACCAGAUCCAUCAUGCUCAACACAUCAUCCGAAUAAAGGUUGGAGACUUCGCUCCUGGUACUCCUGUGCCACCUUUCUCUGGAGCUGGUGGUCAACAAACUGGAAAUGGAACCUAUGGCGGACCUGCCCAAUUCGGAGGUGCCCAAUACAACCAGCUUCAACAAGCUCAACCUGAAGCUUCAAAUGGUUGGGGAGCUCAACCCGGAGCUCAAGCGUACUAUGGCGGUGCUCCCGCUGCUGCUCCUGCUGCUUCCUACCCAGCUCAAGCAUAUCAGCAACCAUCUGCGCAGCCUUACGUCACCCCUGCCGGUCAAGCCGCUGCCGCUCAACCUGUCCAGGCUCCAGCACCAUCCAUCAACCCCCAGACUGGUCAGCUUGAUUACAGCGCUCAGUGGGCUGCUUAUUAUAGAUCUAUGGGCAUGCAUGAUCAAGCCAGCAUGAUUGAAAAUCAAAUGAAACAGAGCCAAGCCAGAGCUGCUACUAGCGCCCAGCCAGCCGCUGGAUAUGGCUAUCCUACAGGCCAACCCCAACAACAAUUCCCUCAAACUGGCCAGUUUGCUGCAGCCCAGCAACAACAGCAACCGCCGCAAUUUUAA